Aaosphaeria arxii CBS 175.79 is the source of this 792-nucleotide messenger RNA. RefSeq lists its product as uncharacterized. The transcript has 3 exons. The coding region runs from base 1 to 792 and encodes 263 amino acids. The record is from RefSeq and is a predicted model, not a curated record. NCBI's taxonomy places the organism in Eukaryota, Fungi, Ascomycota, Dothideomycetes, Pleosporales.
AUGUACAACCAUUUCAAGAGAGCCAAGUCGACUAAGCAUCGUAGGGUGUUCGUAGGCGGUCGAGCAGCGCGAAUUAGGACGUCGAUCGAAACAUGGGCCAAUGCACCUCUCGAGGUUCAAGUUCCGACAACCGUAAAGUCGAACAGGGUAUGUGCUGAUACGAGCGAAACGGCCGCGGUGAUUGAGGGAGACCCCAUGGGGACUCCGAUUCGUGUUGGAACAAACCUUGCUUUAGGAGGAGUAGCACGGACAAACCUGUCAAAUGCAGCAUCAGCACGCAUAUAUGUGCAGAUAGAAGAAUGCGUGCCGAAGCUUUUGCAAGCAUUGUGCGGCGCCGAGACAGAUUGGGCGGCACGAACAAAAGCCAAGGAAAAGAAGCAGUGGUGGCUUGCAGUACAGGCUGGUAACGUCGUCAGCCGAGCAUUAUCGAGGGCUUCUUUUGACCGUCAUCCUUCGUUGCUAUUUGCUGUAUGGACAUGGGAGGAUGAUGAGGUCGUUACUGCGUCAAUGCUACCUCGGUUGCAUCUCUCGUUAAAUCUGGGGAUGUUUGGGAUGCAAACGCUGUAUUACAAUAGAGGUGCGGGCAGAGUCGGUGCAGAGGAAAAGAAGAAGAAGAAGAAAUGCCGAUGCAAAACAGAGCAGAACUGGUCCAGGACAACCAUGACUUCUGCAGGCGCGGGCGCGGACGCGGACGCGGAGGAGGAAGGGGAAAUCGGGAGAAUGAGGAGUAGGCACAUGGAGCGCAACGGCGACCAAGAAGAUAGUGGAGAGAAUCAGGUGAUGUUAGGGUGA